GUCCAUGCUCAUUCCAAUCAAGGGAAAGGGUGUACGGGAAAAUAAAUUGCUAGAGAUUUUAGAAGCUUCAGUCCCGCGCAGCAGCUUCAGCCUUCCGCGAUUCCAUUUGUUUGCGCUGUGAUUUGGAAGCUGGAAUGAAGCUGAAAGUGGUAGGCAGAAAAGUUUACGAUUAUAUUCGUUAUGAUCUUAAAGAGAUAGCUUUCCCUUCCUCAUUGCCCGAUCCUCCCCACAUCAAAAAGCGACGCAAAUUGACUUGGCAUGAGCGCUUCUUGUGCCCUUUUCAUAAAUUACAGAUUUUGAAGGAGGCCUCUAGGCUUUAUGCAGCAAGCUGGGUACGGGACAUUGGUCCUGACCUUCGGCCAAAUGAUUAUAAGAAGGAUGAUGGGAGCCAAGAGAAACUUGAUGGAGCAGAAAGUGCUACUAAAGAGAAAGAACCUUCAGUGGUAGAAGAUCUUGCUCUGGCUGCCAGAGGAGGUAUGGAAACAUUAAGGCCUGCCUUACAGCGAGUUUACAUGACAAGAGCUUCUGCAUAUAGAGAUGCACUCAAGAGUUUUAUAGAAGGAUAUCAAGAAGGAGUCCAGCAGGUCAUGGAGAAGAAGGACGAUGUAAAAAAUAAGGAAGAAGGCGAUGGACCAAAAAAAUCAACGUGACUACCCAGUAUCCCCAUGUGUCUGCAAGUCUGUAAGCUCAUAGAAUCUUCUAUCUGCUUGAUAUGAGAGAAUCACCAGCAUGAUCGAUCAGAGCUGAGUUAACUGUACUUUGAACUGACAUGCGAGAUAUGUACUUGAUAAUCCUUUGUAACUAUAAUUUUAUUCCCCGCUAUCCAUUUCUGGAGCUGUGGAGUGUUCUUUUUGCUUU
Messenger RNA from Tripterygium wilfordii, 858 nucleotides. RefSeq lists its product as uncharacterized. Lineage: Eukaryota; Viridiplantae; Streptophyta; Magnoliopsida; Celastrales; Celastraceae. The transcript is spliced from 4 exons. The record is from RefSeq and is a predicted model, not a curated record. The coding region runs from base 135 to 650 and encodes 171 amino acids.